CUCUCCACCAUACCUUGUGCUGUGAGUUCAGAGUAUUCCUGGACUGUCAGUCUUCAAGCGUCGAACGCCUAGCAGCCGCCAUCAGCUGUUUUGCAACGUCCCUUUGGACGAGUCGGAGUCGAGGACUCGAGAGGUUAUGCCGGUGGUCUCGUCGUCCUCGCUGCUGCGGCCUUUAGUCAACGGCAACCUUGGCGCCAAUACUUCUUUGUCACUCGCUACGAAUCGGUCGUCCGAUGCAAUAAUCCAAGUCGUUUGCGCCUGGCCCGUGUCUGGCCAGUACGGGGCCGGCUCGAGAGUUCUUUACUAUGUGCUCGUUGCCGCCUGUCUCCUUGCCCGAAAGGCUACCUGGCUCCGCGGUCCUUGCCUAGUCGCUGCCCUUCUCUUCCCAGCCGUCGCAGCCAUUCACGGCAUCGUGUUAGCAGCAGUCCAUGUCGAUGGCGCCGUUGACAUGGACCUUUAUGGCGCGUUUCAGCUCUGCUCCAUAGGAGUACUGACUGCUCCAACCACUGUCAGGCUGUCUUCAACCUACUUCAACGACCCGGGUCGGAAUACCAUAUUCUUGUGGACUGGCCUUGUUCUUGCAGGGCUCGUAAGCCUGACGGUUGAGUUCUACCGAAGCAACACAUUUCCGUGCUCGGUCGACGAUUUGGGAACCGCCUUCUCCUCCGAGGUGGCUGCAAAUCUGGACAGAUUCCCCUAUGGCACAGCAACAUGCGGCCUCACCUGCUCGAGCCCUGGCGGCCCGUCGUCUCCUUUGCGGCAGGACGCGGCGAACAACAUCUACGUCGUCCCUGCCCCUACCAGGCUCCCUUUCGGCACCGGUACCCUUCUCGCCGCCGCCUGCGGUAUCCCGGCGAUCCUGUCGCUCGCCUUUAUGUUCAAUAAGAUCCUCGAGAUCAACUGGAAAUCGCGCUUCGGUAAUGUGAACCAGGACGAGCUUGUUAACGAGCCCAUCCAAGGCACCAAUGGCGCCACCCCGGGCACAAUGAAGAAUGUCAACAAGAUGGUCCGCGACCUGUUGAGUGCCAUCGAGGUCCCCGUAUCCGGCGCUGCUGUUCUAGCUAUUCUCGUCAUCGGAGAGACAAAUUUCUUCAGCGGCCAGGUUAGGUACCAGACUGAGCCCAUGGCCAGUAUUGGCCAGUGGGCGCCAGUGGUAGGCACUUUGCUUGCUGCGCUUGGGUCGCUAUAUCUUCUCCUAGCCGCGGAGGAGAACGAAAACGAGUGCAACUGCCCGCAUAACUACCACUACCAACAUGGCCGGGCUGACCGGCAUUCUGCGUCGAGGUGCGAUCAAGACAUCCGAAGUAGCCAAGACAAUACGAUUGCACAUCGGCCUUCCAUGCAAGAAGUUGACAUAGGCAUGCUUGGACACCCCCAUUUCUUCACCAGUUCAGGAGCCCCCGAAAUGGGGACUCAUCCAUCUCAUGAGCUGGCGCGGCCUGUGACCCGCCACACCGUAUUCGACAUUGACCACAAUAACAGCCGACGCAGAGUGGCCAAGGCACUUACCCAGUUCACCAACUGGCUUGGCGUCGCCGCGCAUGUCGACGACUCCGAGUUCAAGCGUGGAAGGGCGACCGACUAUCCCGAGAUACCGGGCGAGCGCCACCGGAACCCGGAGCUAUCUCGCAUCAGGGACACGUACAACCCAGCCCGAGACGCCGACGGGAAUGCGACCCCGGUCCCUUGGGAGGGCCGGUCGCGGGCCAACAGCUACAUGACGGCCGGCUCGACGACCCCGAGAGCAACAUCCCCUUCCCCGUCCGCAAGACUGCGGUCCGUCACACUGCCAGAUCAGCCGACCACUUCGGGGCUGCUGCGCACCCCUAGCUCGCCGUCUUGGUCUAUCCUCCCGCUGGUAGACGCGAGACACGGGAACAUCCUCGAGGUACCCCCGCCGAGCCACCACAGCCCGUCGUGGAGCAACGCACACUCGCACCCCCUGACCACGACUUCCAUCGUCUCGGUUCCCAGCGGGCCCAGCUCCCCUGCCAUUGUGGUCUCAUCGGACACGGACGCCAUCUCCCGGUCUGAUGGCAACCAAUUGCCAUCGACGGACUUGGCGAGGAUACCUUCCUCGGCCGGGGCCCCAGCAUCACCGUCGGCAGGAGAUCCGCCUCGCUCCCCAUGAGCUGACCGGUUACUCGAACUGCAUCAUUACCACCCACCAUUCUGGAGACGGAAACACCAAAGCACGAAUGACAGCAUGUCGUAUCUUGCGGUUGAGCCAGUGGGGUAAAUCUUUGGGCCGAUACAUGAAGCACAUACAAAUUUCCCAAAGAAGCUGGCCCACCCUGAUGUUGCAAUAACAAGCCCACAGAGCGGCA
Lasiosphaeria miniovina is the source of this 2327-nucleotide messenger RNA. RefSeq lists its product as uncharacterized. The record is from RefSeq and is a predicted model, not a curated record. NCBI's taxonomy places the organism in Eukaryota, Fungi, Ascomycota, Sordariomycetes, Sordariales, Lasiosphaeriaceae. The transcript is spliced from 5 exons. The coding region runs from base 137 to 2131 and encodes 664 amino acids.